AUGGAUUCCAACAAAUUCCAGCUGCAUGAAGCUGUCCGAGAAGGCAGGAUCCAGGUCGUUGAGUGGUUACUCAAUGAAAACCAGAAGUCGGCUCUUGUCAAGGAUGAUGAUGGCCGUCUUCCGAUCCACUGGGCUGCGGCCUUCAAUCGAUUCCAAGUUGUGGAAUUACUAGCCGCCAGCAAGAACUUUGACCCAGAUACAGAAGACGCUUCCGGCUGGACACCUCUAAUGAUUGCAGCCAGCUUGAAGGAUGGCGCGGGCGAUGCCGUCAUCAACCUACUUCUGCGAAAGGGAGCCGAUGUGACUAUCAAAAGCAACGCUGGACAGAAUGCGCUUCAUUUCGCAAGUUCCAAGUCUAAUAUCUCCACGGUCCGCACUUUACUCGCCAAUAAAUGCAGUGCCAGGGUUAAAGAUAUUCGGGGUCAACUUCCUCUUCACCGAGCAGCUGCCGUGGGAUCUGUUCCAAUUGUGAAGUUACUAUUGGAAGAGGGCAAGAGCCCUGUCAAUGCCACGGAUGGUGACGGGUUUACAGCACUUCAUCAUGCUAUUGCGGAAGGAAAUGGCGAUACGGCAAUUUUUCUAUUGAAAUCUGGAGCAGAGCCCGGUAAGAGAGACAAUGACGGCAAAUUGGCGAUCGAUCUAGUGCCUGACUUCAAGGUCAAGCAAUACAUCCUGCAGACAGCCGAACGAGAAGGAAUUGAUCUUUCGGAAUCAUGCUAG
Molecule: messenger RNA, 720 nt
Organism: Penicillium antarcticum
Lineage: Eukaryota; Fungi; Ascomycota; Eurotiomycetes; Eurotiales; Aspergillaceae
Product: ankyrin repeat domain-containing protein
Exons: 6
Coding region: 1-720 (239 amino acids)
Cellular component (GO): nucleus; cytoplasm
Molecular function (GO): protein binding
Source: RefSeq, a predicted model, not a curated record